This is a messenger RNA of Eimeria tenella, 1485 nucleotides long. RefSeq lists its product as uncharacterized. The record is from RefSeq and is a predicted model, not a curated record. Lineage: Eukaryota; Apicomplexa; Conoidasida; Eucoccidiorida; Eimeriidae. The transcript has 3 exons. The coding region runs from base 1 to 1485 and encodes 494 amino acids.
AUGGAGCCGCCAGAAAAGGCGGCUGCAGUGCAGCAGCAGCAGCAGCAGCAGCCUGAAGCUUCCCCUGCUGCUGCAGCAGCAGCUGCCGCUGCUGCUGCAGCACCUGCUGGGGCCCCCGAGGUCCCUGCCGGCCUCCAGUGCCGCAAAAGACAGCGCGAGUCGCAGCAAACUCCUUUCCCCCCGGAGCUGCCGAGCAGCGCGCCCGUGCAGCAGCGGACCCCUGGCGAUUCCCCCGCUGCUGCUGCUGUUGCUGCUGCUGCUGCUGCUGCUGCUGCUGCAGGGCGCGGGGACCUGCUGCUGCAGGCAGCUGCGCUGCCGCUGCAGAAUCCAGAAAGCCUCUGGGCGUUAUUUGCGGCGGAAAUGGAAAAGCAGAGAAUUAAAAAUAAAAAUAAUUCCAAUGAGACUUGGCCGCUGCCUGUCAUCGCCCUAAACGGCGUUGCAGCUGCUGCAGCACAGCAGCAGCAGCAGCAGCAGCAGCAGCAGCAAGUGUCUCCACCGCCUCCGCCACAGCAGCAACAGCAGCAAGGACAGCAUUCGCAGCAAAAACAGACUCCGCAGCAGCAGCAGCAGCAGCAGCAGCGGGUGGCGAGCUGUGAGAGCAGCAGCUCUGGCAAGGGCCAGUGGACCACUGGUCACGGGGGCGAAGCUGCUGAGGCGGGGAGAGCAGCAAAAGGCUCCCCAGCCCCUGAGGGGUUACAAUCGGUUUCCGUGCAGCAGCUUCCGCAGCCACCUGCUGCUGCUGCUGCUGCUGCAACAGAAGAAGCUGCAGCAGCAGCAGCAGAUGGCACGGCUUCGCAGAAGGAAAAUCAGCUGGACAGCAGCAGGGCCGCUGGAAGCGCGGAAGACAGCUGUGACUGCAAAAUAAAGGGGGAGCCGCUUCAGCAGCAGCAGCAGCAGCAGCAGCAGCAGCAGCAGCAGUCGCAGCAGCAGGACGCGCUUGGGGCCGUGCGAGUCGGGUGCCGGGUCGAGCGGGAGUCGCAGCGAGGGCCGAGGAGACACAAGACGGACCAAGCAGCAGCAGCAGCAGGAGCAGCAGCAGCAGGAGCAGCAGCAGCAGCAGGGGGAGGGGCGUGUGAGUGGGAGUCUCUGUUUCGACUAGCGCCCGAGGAGCCGGGGAAGGAAGCAGCAGCAGCAGCAGCAGCAGCAGCAGCAGCGCCGCAAGUGGGGGAAGAGCUGCAGCUGCUGAAGAACGUGGUGCUGAUAUGUCUGGCGGACCUGCGGGACUGCUGCAUCCCCGCGGUGUACGUACACCUGGGGACGCAGCAGCAGCAGCGGCGGCGGCUGCAGCAGCACCUGCUGCACGUGCAGCAGCUGCUGCUGCUGCAGCAGCUAAAACCCUACUUGCAUCUUUUUGAAGUUUCUCUUGCUGCUAAUUUGCUGCCGCAUAACUUAAGUGCUGUUUGCCAGCGGCUGCUCUUCAGCGCGCUGGACAUGUUGGCCCGCGCCGGCGAGGCGCUUUACUUUCCCACUUAUUUCGAGGCUUAG